Messenger RNA from Varanus komodoensis (Komodo dragon), 2613 nucleotides. It is a transcript of the gene THBS4, whose product is annotated as thrombospondin 4. Gene Ontology annotation, cellular component: extracellular region. Gene Ontology annotation, biological process: cell adhesion. The transcript has 21 exons. The record is from RefSeq and is a predicted model, not a curated record. Lineage: Eukaryota; Metazoa; Chordata; Lepidosauria; Squamata; Varanidae. The coding region runs from base 16 to 2613 and encodes 865 amino acids. Gene Ontology annotation, molecular function: calcium ion binding.
UUUGAGUUCACAGUGAUGGGGCGGGUGAAUAAAGUUUCCCUGCGAUAUUUGAGGAACAAUGGGAAAUUAAAUGCUGUGUUCUUCAGCAACGUGCCUCUGGCAGAUGGGAAGCGCCAUGCUAUCCUCCUCAGGCUCAAUGGCCUGCCACGUGGUUCCGGCCAAGCAGAGCUGUAUGUGGACUGUGUGCCAGUGGAUGCCAUUCAAGAGCUGCCAAAAGCCUUCUUGGGACUAUCACAGAACUCAGAGUCAUUGGAAAUAAGGACACUGCAGAGAAAAGCACAGGACACUUUGGAAGACCUGAAGCUAGUAGCAGGAGGGUCAUUAUCCCAAGUAGCCGGCCUACAAGACUGUUUCCUUCCACAGAUUGAGCCAGCAGUUCAAUAUCCAGGUGUCUCUACAAGUGACUUUAACAGACAAUUACUAGGUCACAUGAUGCAAAUGAAUCAAAUACUAGGUGAUGUGAAAGAUCUUCUGAGACAACAGGUUAAAGAAACAACUUUUUUGAGGAAUACAAUUGCUGAAUGCCAGGCUUGUGGAUUGGGAGCUGGAAGUUUUCCCACUCCACCUCCAACACCUCCUAAGCCCAAAUGUGAAGCCAACAGUUGUUUUCGAGGAGUGCGAUGCACAGACACAUCAGAUGGUUUUCAGUGUGGGCCUUGUCCUGAAGGCUUCACUGGAAAUGGAGUUAUUUGCACAGAUGUUGAUGAGUGCCGAUAUAAUCCAUGCUUCCCAGGAGUGAGGUGUGUGAACAUGGCUCCGGGUUUCAGGUGUGAGGCCUGCCCUCCAGGAUAUACUGGGCAGAUCGUUCAGGGUUUGGGAAUAAACUCUGCCAAAAAUAACAAGCAGGUUUGUUCAGAUAUAGAUGAAUGUCAGAAUAGAAAUGGAGAUUGUGUCUCAAAUUCGCAAUGCAUAAAUACAGUGGGUUCUUACCACUGUGGUGCUUGCAAGCCAGGAUUUUCUGGUGACCAGGUCAGGGGGUGCAGGGCUGAGCAAAGCUGCAGGAAUCGAGUCCUGAAUCCUUGUAGUAUCCAUGCCCAAUGUUCUGAAGUAAGACAAGGAGACAUUCUCUGUGUUUGUGGCAUUGGCUGGGCUGGUAAUGGCUAUGUGUGUGGAAAAGAUCUUGAUAUUGAUGGAUAUCCUGAUGAAGAACUUCCCUGCUCAGCUGAAAGCUGCAGAAAGGACAACUGCAAAUUUGUGCCAAACUCUGGUCAAGAAGAUGCUGAUGGAGAUGGAAUAGGAGAUGCCUGUGAUGAUGAUGCUGAUGGAGAUGGCGUUCCUAAUGAUCAGGAUAACUGUGUGCUGGCUUCUAAUGUUAACCAGAGAAAUAGUGACCAGGAUAUCUUUGGCGACGCUUGUGACAAUUGCCGCAUGGUCUUAAACAAUGACCAGCGAGACACUGAUGGAGAUGGCAAAGGAGAUGCCUGUGACGAUGACAUGGAUGGAGAUGGUAUUAAGAACGUUUUGGACAACUGCCAGAAGGUUCCUAAUCAGGAGCAGACAGACAGUGAUAAUGAUGGUGUUGGUGAUGCUUGCGAUAGUUGCCCAAAUAUUAGCAACCCCAAUCAGUCAGACACUGACAAUGAUUUGAUAGGGGAUUCCUGUGACACCAAUCAAGACAGUGAUGGUGAUGGGCAUCAGGACAGUUCAGACAACUGCCCAAUGGUCAUUAACAGCUCCCAGCUGGACACGGAUAAGGAUGGGCUGGGAGAUGAAUGUGAUGAUGAUGAUGAUAAUGACGGGGUUCCAGACCUCGUCCCUCCAGGCCCAGACAAUUGCCGGCUGGUUCCUAACCCAGGGCAGGAAGAUGACAACAGUGAUGGAAUUGGUGACAUCUGUGAAUCGGAUUUUGAUCAAGAUACAGUGAUCGAUAGGAUUGAUGUUUGUCCUGAGAAUGCAGAGAUCACCCUGACCGAUUUCAGAGCUUAUCAGACUGUUGUCCUGGAUCCAGAAGGGGAUGCACAGAUUGAUCCAAACUGGGUAGUUCUGAACCAGGGUAUGGAGAUUGUGCAAACUAUGAACAGUGAUCCAGGACUUGCUGUUGGUUACACAGCGUUCAAUGGAGUCGAUUUCGAAGGUACCUUCCAUGUGAACACAGUGACAGAUGAUGACUAUGCUGGGUUCAUUUUUGGCUAUCAAGACAGCUCCAGCUUUUAUGUGGUGAUGUGGAAACAGACUGAGCAGACCUAUUGGCAAGCAACUCCUUUUAGAGCUGUUGCAGAACCUGGAAUUCAGCUGAAGGCUGUUAAAUCAAAGACUGGGCCUGGGGAACACCUUAGAAAUUCACUUUGGCACACAGGGGACACGAAUGACCAAGUUAGAUUGCUAUGGAAAGACCCUCGAAAUGUAGGCUGGAAAGAUAAAGUUUCCUAUCGCUGGUUCCUGCAGCACAGACCUCAGGUUGGCUAUAUUAGGGCAAGAUUUUAUGAAGGUUCCGAUCUGGUGGCAGAUUCUGGAGUAACUAUAGACACCACCAUGCGUGGAGGAAGACUUGGUGUUUUCUGCUUCUCUCAGGAAAACAUUAUUUGGUCCAAUCUGAAGUAUCGCUGUAAUGAUACCAUCCCGGAAGACUUCCAAGAAUUUCAAGCUCAGCAAUAUGGAGUUGGAGAUAUUUAA